Molecule: messenger RNA, 1519 nt
Organism: Haplochromis burtoni (Burton's mouthbrooder)
Lineage: Eukaryota; Metazoa; Chordata; Actinopteri; Cichliformes; Cichlidae
Product: ninjurin-1
Exons: 3
Coding region: 191-628 (145 amino acids)
Biological process (GO): tissue regeneration; cell adhesion
Cellular component (GO): membrane
Source: RefSeq, a predicted model, not a curated record
GUUCUGCUAUCAGUCCCCCGCUUUUCUGAGGACAGCCGCCCUCAUGUUUUAGGGGCGGUAGUCUGAAGCUAUUCGUCCUUCUUCCUCACAUAUUCAUUGUACAAGCCUGUAAGGACCGACUACAGCCGCGGCUUCCCAGAGACCCACGGCGGAGCUACAUGAACAUCCUCUUCGACAAACAUUGACAAUAAUGGCUACUGAAAACUUCGAACUGACCGGCGAUGCGGACAAAAACGGCGAGGCAGAGACCCCGCGGUGGGGCCAUGAGAGGCGGCUACAGAGAUCCCUGAAUAUGAACCACUAUGCCAAUAAGAAGAGUGCAGCAGAAAGCAUGUUGGAUGUAGCUCUGCUCAUGGCUAAUGCCUCCCAGCUGAAGGCAGUGAUGCAGCAAGGACCAAGCUUCACCUUUUACGUGCCCCUCAUUAUUCUCAUUAGCAUCUCUCUCACUCUGCAAAUCCUAGUCGGAGUUCUGCUUAUUUUCAUAGUUAAGUGGAAUCUAAAUGAUGAAAGAAAUCACUACAGAUUGGACAUCUUGGAGAAUGUGACCACAGCUUUCGUCUUUAUCAUAGUGGUUAUCAACGUCUUCAUUACGGCCUUCGGUGUCCAGCAGCCCAGCUCGAGCGGUUGAUUGUGUUUUAAAUAGUUUUCAAUCCCUACUGAUCAAUUUAGUAAAGGCAGGACAUCCAGACAGGGAGAGACAAGAUAUUCAUUCACCAAACUGGCUGGCAUGCAGGUGUAUUUGCUUUUCUGUAAUUCAACCUAUCAGGUCUCAGGAGAACCAGUGAACUCAGAGAAUCAAGUUACAGUAUAUUGUCUCCUGUGUGUGUGUGUUUCUGAGUAAAAGGAGUUCCUCAGACCAUGGCCAGUCAUGUACAUGUGUUGAUCAGUUCUUAUUUCAUGUGGCUAUUAACUAGUCUGUUACCUCAGAUCUUAUAAUGCUCAGGUUACUGAUGCAAAUAAGUAAUUGUCUGUAUGCAGAAAACAAACAUCAGGAGCAAUAGUCACAAUCACUGUGAAGGUUUCCCAAACAACAGCUAAAGAAGACCACCUGCUUUUAUUUUGAAGUUCUUAAACAGGUUAGUAUGCCUUUAUGUUUUUGGAAAAAAAACAAAAAACAAAAAUCAGUUACUACCACAGAAUCCAAAGAAAAUUAACAAUGGUGAAUGCAUCAUGAUUCAUUCUGUCUUGCUGCUGUAAGAGGUAUUAUAUGUGUAACAGCUUUACCAUUCUAAUAAUGUUUACAGUGGGCCUUAACUGCUUUAUUUUUUAAAGAGCUAUGCAAAAUCUGUCUAAAGAAAAUUUCAACCUCCUAGCAUACACCAGCUCAUUGUUGACCCACCUAUGGUUAAGAGUUUUUGGUUUGGUUAAUGUCCACCACGUUUCUUGGUCGUGGCUCAAAAGUUGGGAGGUCGCCUUGCAAUCGGAAGGUUGCUGGUUCGAGCCCCGGCUUGGACAGUCUUGGUCGUUGUGUCCUUGGGCACGACACUUCACCCGUUGCCAGGUGGUGGUCAGAGGGCCC